AUUAUAUGAAUUAACCUUUGCCUCACAUGUCAUUGUGAUUGUCAGUGUCAGGACAGCACAACGUUUCAACUUUGUUUAUACAUUUAGGGAAAACAAUGGCGAACGAAGAAUGCCGUGUAUUGUCGAUACAGAGUACUGUCGUGUUUGGUUAUGUCGGAAACAAGAGUGCUUCAUUCCCAUUACAGCUCCUUGGUUUUGAUGUUAGUACAAUAAACUCAGUACAAUUUUCUAACCACACAGGUUAUGGAAAGUUCAAAGGACAAGUUUUAAAUGAUGAUGAUGUUGAGUGUUUAUAUGAAGGCCUCAAAGAAAACAAUAUACACAACUUUACUCAUUUACUCACAGGGUAUAUAGGAUCCAAAUCAUUCCUUCAAAAAGUGGGAGAUAUUAUAAAAGAUAUGAAGAAAACUAAUCCUACACUGACAUAUGUGUGUGAUCCAGUGAUGGGAGACAAUGGUAAAAUGUAUGUUCCAGAAGAGUUAUUACCUGUAUAUAAAGAAACCAUUUUACCUCUAGCUGAUAUCAUUACACCAAACCAAUACGAAGCAGAAUUGUUGACGGGGAGAUCUAUAAAAAGUGAAGAAGAUGCUCUGCUGGCAAUGGAUGAUCUCCAUAACAUGGGUCCACAGACUGUUGUUAUUAGUAGUAGUAACCUUGGAAGUAAUGGUACUAUAAUGAGCCUAGCUAGCACAGUAAAAAAUGGUUGCAAAGAAAAAUUCAAGAUCGAGUUUAAACUCCUACCAGCCAUAUUUGUAGGAACUGGUGAUUUAUUUGCAGCCUGCUUAAUGGCAUGGAUGCAGACAGAUAAAAAGUUACAGGUUGCUUUAGAAAAAACUUUAUCUACCUUACAAGCUGUGAUUAAAAGAACACUUACAUAUGCGCAAGAGCAAGCAGGGCCUGGUAACACACCAAACUCAGCACAGAUGGAACUAAGACUAGUACACAGUAAAAAAGACAUAGAGAACCCGAACAUUAUCUUUAAAGCUGUCCAACUUUGAUGAAGGGCUAUUGUUAGAUAUUUAUUUAUUGUUAAAACUAGUGAUUCCAUUCCUUCAUCAUAACACAAAUACAUGUUCAUAGCUUCCAGGGAUUCUUGACAUAGAACCUCAUUAUUCCAUAGAAAAUAAACCUUUUUCUAAAACUGCUAAGUCAGUAAUGAAAUAGAAGUGAGCAAAUAUGAUCAAAACAUUGAUUUACAAAAUCAUCCAUGCAUUUAGAUUUCUAAUAUGAUGAAUUUAUUCACUUCUCUAACAUUGUCAAAAUUUAAUUGAAAAAUAUAUAAGUGGAAAUUUUACCAAAGCUCUGUUACAUACAUUUCUGUAAUAGAUUCAGAUUAUAAGUUAUAUGGUUUGGCCUCACCCCCUAUGGAUUUUACUAACCCUCUUUGGAUCUGUAGGGUCAUUUAUCUAAUGCUGGACUUUUUCUGCUGUGUUUUGUUGAAAAAUAAACAAUGAAACACUCAACAUUAAUAGAUGACGUCACCAUUAACACGUCAUGAAAACCCUAUGGAACCUACUAACCCCCUAUGGUCUCAUAGGGGGUCACCAUGUGACUGCGUUUAACCAAUCACAAUGUGAUCAUUCAUCUGUGGUCCAAUAACUAUAAUUUGUUUUCCUCCUUUGUAACAUUGUUAGUGAGUUAGAGUGUCAUUUACCAUAGUAAAUAUACAAGUUGUUGUUUUUAAGAAAGGCACUAAUUUUGAACUAAAAUAUUGAAUGCUGUGUCUUCCUGCUUUUCUUAAUGAAAGUAAUAGAUUGGUCUUAAGUCAACACUUAAUCAACAAAAAAAUUAUUAUAUGUUCUAUCAUACAUUAAUUAAGCUGUUAUGUUUUACUUUGCUGUGUUUCUGUAAAACUGAACAAAUAGAAGAUGGUACAUUUGGUACAGACCUAACUGAUUGGUUGUAUAGAUAAAUACUAAUCUAGGCUUAGUUGUGGGGCACAUUGGGGUGUAAGUCUCAUCCAAAAUUGGCCCAUUUUUUGUAAGCAUGACAUGUGAAAAUAGGUAAAAAAAAGUUAGGCAGGACACAAGCCCUCUUAUUACCAUGAUAAGCUGGGCACAGGGAUCUUUGAUCACAAUGCACAUUUAUUUUAUUCUAUUAUACUUUUUAAUUUAUUACAAUAAGCCAACAUCAUGUUUCAUGAAUACAAAACCAGUCUGGUUUUACUAGACAUACUCAUAUUGGUAAACUCAAAUGAUAUUGUUAUUGAAGUACACUUCAAAUUAUUAGGGUUUUAUUUUACAGAAUUUACUCACUUACUAUAAUUUUCUUUACAAUUUAUGAUUUAUUGAAUAUUUGCGACAUUUUAUGUUAGUGGAACAAAAAGAUGCUGUUGAUAUAUAUUUUUAU
This is a messenger RNA of Mytilus trossulus (common blue mussel), 2349 nucleotides long. RefSeq names its product pyridoxal kinase-like. Gene Ontology annotation, molecular function: pyridoxal kinase activity. Gene Ontology annotation, cellular component: cytosol. The transcript has 10 exons. The record is from RefSeq and is a predicted model, not a curated record. Lineage: Eukaryota; Metazoa; Mollusca; Bivalvia; Mytilida; Mytilidae. Bases 96 to 998 code for a protein of 300 amino acids. Gene Ontology annotation, biological process: pyridoxal 5'-phosphate salvage.